GUCAGAUGUAGCCCCGCCCCUCACGGCGCAGCUGCCUGGCAACAUGAGGUCGAGAACAGGAAGAAGUGCAACAGCCAAGUGACACAAGCUGCAACAGUGGACAGAGAAAAGUGACAGAAAAACAGCGAUCGACGCAACAUGGAGGACACGGAGAAAGGCUCUCAGGAACAUUCUGACUCAGUCCCAGAGGUCGGAGAAGAUGCAGUGUCUUCUGUCAGUUCACCUACACCACCCACUGCCUUGUCAGAAGAGGAGCGACAAGAGCUGCAGGAAGAGUUGGUCAAGGUGGAGGAGGAGAUCCAGACUCUGUCCCAGGUCCUGGCAGCCAAAGAAAGGCUGCUGGCAGACAUCAAGAGGAGGCUGGGCAUCACACCUCUGAAUGAGCUGAAACAGAACAUCACCAAGACCUGGCAGGAUGUCACCACCUCUGUGGCCUACAGAAGAACAUCUGAAACACUGUCUCAGGCCAGUUUGAAGGCCACGGCAGCUUUCUCUAAUGUCGGCUCAGCCAUCAGCCGGAAGCUGGAGGACGUGAGGAAAGCACCAACUUUUAAGACAUUUGAGGAAAAAGUGGAGACUUUAAAGACCAAAAUGACACCAUCAGCAUCCACCACCAACACCACGGAGGAGAGCAGCAGCAGCCCACCCUCCGACACUUUGCUCACCCCACCUGAGGAGCAGGACUCACCCAGCCAGGACACACUGAUGCACUGAGACCUGGCUGACCCCCUCCUCUCCACUUCCUCUCACGCUCCUCACCCUCCAUCUUCACCCUUACAUCAUCCACACCCAUGAGCCAGGCUCCUUUGUCUUCACUCCCUGCUCCCUCCCCGUCUGACUUGGGCGUCACUAGUUAACUUGUGUGGAAACUGAAGGCAGACGAGUGUGUCGGUGUGUGUGAGUGGGUCAGAGCAGAUGUGCUUCCUGUGCCAGACCUCUAUUUUUGUUCCAUAUUGGAGGAAUCUUUCUUCUCUUACCUUACACUUCUUCUUUCCAACUUUUCCUCCUUCACUCCUUCAUUUCCUGCCUGUGUCCAAACCAGGAAAUAUCUGAAGCCAAAGUCAGCGUUAACUUUUCCCAGUCUCCUGUGUCAAAGAAACAAAGUUUGGAAAAACUUGAUUAUAAAAAGAAUUAACACUUAAAGCUUUAUUUUGCGUGUGAACCAGGCAGAGGUUGGUUUGUAGCUUCUGUAUCAAAUGCUGGAUUUAUUAUUAGAUAAAUUGGUUAUUGGUUUAUAUAUAUUUUUUUUCUUUCCUUGUUGCUGGGGGCCGGGCGGGGGGUGGGGGGCCAUCUGUUUUACUCACUGUAUCCAUUUUAGCCCAACAUAAGGUAGUCUAACACUGUGUUCCACAUAUGAAUGUACACCUGUUUUGCGUCCUGCAGGUACAACAGAAUCUAAAGCUGCCAUUUCAAACCCAUUUUAAAAUAAAAAAUAUUCCGUUACAUGAAAAUCAAAAGCAGUGCCGUGGUGAAAACCAGAAGCAUAAUGAAAAAAAGUCGUGGUUCAGCUGUGACCUGAGGUGGGAGUGAAUCAAAUAUCUCUCCACAGCCAAUACAAAUAUAUCAAACCUUUGUCUUUUGUCUCUGUUAGGGAGGCGACACCUAGACUCCCUAAAGCGGAGCAGUGCUUCAGUGAUUUGUCAUUUUUUACACUGUUUUAAACAAAGGAUUUUGAUGUCAUUUUUUGGUGUUUUUUGCCUCCCGGUAAUUGUGAUCAUGUUGAUUCACUUUAAUAAAAAAGUCUUGGCAAACUGCA
This is a messenger RNA of Cynoglossus semilaevis (tongue sole), 1756 nucleotides long. RefSeq names its product tumor protein D52 (gene tpd52). Gene Ontology annotation, biological process: B cell differentiation. Gene Ontology annotation, cellular component: cytoplasm. NCBI's taxonomy places the organism in Eukaryota, Metazoa, Chordata, Actinopteri, Pleuronectiformes, Cynoglossidae. The record is from RefSeq and is a predicted model, not a curated record. The coding region runs from base 139 to 714 and encodes 191 amino acids. The transcript has 6 exons.